Molecule: messenger RNA, 2076 nt
Organism: Protopterus annectens (West African lungfish)
Lineage: Eukaryota; Metazoa; Chordata; Ceratodontiformes; Protopteridae
Product: centrosome-associated protein 350-like
Exons: 9
Coding region: 43-2076 (677 amino acids)
Biological process (GO): microtubule anchoring
Cellular component (GO): centrosome
Molecular function (GO): microtubule binding
Source: RefSeq, a predicted model, not a curated record
CAGAUUGAAGGCAAAGUGAGUUCCACAGACCGUCAGGAUGCAAUGCUGCAAGCAAUGAAGUAUGAAAAGAAUCUAUCACCAGGACAGUGUGUAAAAGGACGAAGAAUUUACUCGAGCAAAAAAAGCAGCUUUUCAGCACCAGAGAAUAACUGUGACCAACAGGAAUACAGCACCGAACCAUCUGGAUUUCCUGAGUUGUACAGAGCAGAAGAAAAGAAGAAUUACCUUAACCUGGGAAAGAAGACCUAUUUCCCUGAAGAUAUGAAUGAAAUAUUCACAGGAAAAGCAAGCCACAUCUGUACCUAUAUAUUAGAUUCAUCCAUGAGCACAAGUAUUAAAGAGCACAGCUUAUCACGAAGUCCUUUAACAAACGUUUCCCCUUCAGCAUUGAACACUGACAACGUUUUGUAUGAGACGAAAAAGAAUAGUCCAAAUUUCAUCAGACAAUAUGCUGUGGACUGGGAAUUACCUGAAUAUCAUGAAUUUAUUUCUAGAAGUUGCAUAAGUGAAAAUGACCAUGACAAUAUCAAUAAAGAAUUAAGUUUUAAUUCACCAGAGGAUUCUUUCUACCCCUCACCUGUGUUUGAUAGAGGAAGAUCCUGUGCUAAACGAAUGCAAAUUUUACGAAAACAUUCUCCUUGUCAUAAACUAGAAAAACUGAAAGCAAAAAUCAGAAAACAGAGACAACAAAAAAGUUUUGUAGAAGAACUAAAUAAAUCAAAUCCAGUUCCAGAGAAAGAAAUAGUAAAUCGGGAUUCCAUAAAACAAACCGUUCGGAAAGUUACAGCUGCUCCACCACCACCGGUUUAUAAAGGAUUCAGUUCUGUUAGAGUGGAUUCUGGGAAGCUGCAACGUAAAGAUGAAAUAAAUUCAAAUGCAAAUGAUGAAAGAAAUGAUGUGCAGGAUGAUUCACAGUGCAACAGUAUGGAAAGCCCAAAGCAAGAGCAAAACAUCAGUUCUAAAAAAUCUUCAAAGGAAAAGAGGAGGCAAGACAGAUUUUCAAGAUCACGCAGUCCCAAGAGAACAACAAAUUCUUCUAAUUCCUCCACCAUUGAUGCAUUUUCUUGGAGAAAGGGUCAAAAAUUAGUAAGACUAUUACUUGGUCCACCUCCAAAAUCUCCAUGGAUGAAUGAUCCAGCAUGUCGUCAACAAUUUCAUAUCUGCAGUAAUAAAGCAGAAAAGAAUGAGAAGACUGGAGCAACAUGUGACUCAACGAUGAAGGAAAAAAGAAUGUGUGAUGAUAAUAAUAUGUUAACAAGAAAUCAAUAUCCUGCUAAGAAUGGAACGCAGGCAAUAUGCAGCACAGCUCGUGUUCAUUUUAUGGAAAGAAGUCAUAGUUCUGAAGAAAUACAUAAACAAGAUCUGGCAGGGGCAAAAAAUAUGAGUCCACCUUCUAACACCAAGAUGUAUUGUGAAACACAAAGGGGUCAAGAAAUAAGAAACGAGGAAAGAACUAUAUCCUGGGAAAGAAAGAAAGCCUCUUUGAGUCCAGCUAGAAAACAUAUUAAAGUAACUAAGCAAAGACCAAACAGUGCAUCACCUUCAAGAUGCUGGAAAGGUCUAUGCAUUCCUGACAACAAUGCCGCAGAAAAGGAGAAACUUAAUGACAUCAGUGAAAAUAAAGUUGCACUAAGAGUUUCUAAGUAUAAUAUCAGUGAAGUUCGUGAGUUCAUGAACAAAAAACAGAAUGAAAGAAGAAGAAAGGAACUUGAAAAGAAGAGAUCAUUGAAAGAAGCUGAAGAAAAAAAGAGGAAGAGUUUGCAAGAGCUACAUAGCAAGCAAAAAGAAGCACUUAAGAGGAAGCAGAAAGCACUCAUACAGCUAAACCAGGACUACAAUGCGGCUCUUGCAAGUACAGACAAAAUAACUCCAACCUGGACUCAGACAACAUUUACUUUACAAGAAAAUUCCCAAGAGGAUAAAAGGCAUUUUUCACUGAAAUGGUUGUUUGCAGGACUGUAUUCUCAGCAGUCUGGGUUUCUGACCAACACAGCAACUCAUAUUAGGAUCACAAGUCCUGAACUUUUUAUCUACUUUAUGAUUAAUCAGAGCAUGAAGGAAGUUACUCCAAAGUAA